Molecule: messenger RNA, 952 nt
Organism: Centruroides sculpturatus (bark scorpion)
Lineage: Eukaryota; Metazoa; Arthropoda; Arachnida; Scorpiones; Buthidae
Exons: 6
Coding region: 25-348 (107 amino acids)
Source: RefSeq, a predicted model, not a curated record
AUUUUUUAGAGCUUUUUUACAUGUAUGGUGGAUAAGUCUCGAAUGGUCAAUGACACAAACUAUAAGAAAAUUGAAGAACAUACAGAAAAAUGUAAAGAAAUAUUAAAGAACAAAACACAGGAAAUAAUAGCUACGGAUUGCAGUAACGAAGGAAUAAACGUAGCUGAAAAGAUGAAGAUAUGCUGGGAAGAAGCAAAGCGUAAAUGGCAAGAACGGAUGAAGGGCCGAGGGCAAGACCAGUGGGUCGGCCAUGGGCAAGGCCAGUGGGUCGGCCAUGGGCAAGGCCAGUGGGUCGGCCAAGGGCAGGGCCAAAUGCCGACCGUUUUAAGUGACAAACUACAGCACUAGGACAUCCAGGAUGGAAUCCGGACGGGAGGAAAGAAUUAAAAAAUAAACCAAAGAUUUAUAAAUUCAAAUGCUAAGACUAUCUUCAAACGUAAUUCAAAAUAACCUUAAAUGGAUUCGAAGUUUAAUAAUUUUAAAAAUAUAUUGUUAGCACCCUACAAUUUUUAAAUAGAUGAUUAUUUAAUUGAUAUUUAAAUCAAUACAUAAAGACAAAUUGGUAAAGUUUGCAAGUCGAAACGUGUUGAUAAUAAAAAUAUUUCUGUCAGUAUGGCUUUCUUUUUUGUUUAAUGUGUAAGUCAACACGUAAGCGUAUUAGUAGAUGCUGACAUGUGUACACUUAUAUAAUGCUCACUGCUGAAACAACUUUCUGCUCAAAUUAUUGAUAGGUUAACGUGAGACACGCGUAUUCAAGAGAGCAGAGGAAAAAUAUCUAGCUCCUUGACCAUAAAAUGAAGAUAAUAUUAAUAUUGUUACGCACAAAGAUGGAUAUUCAAUUAACAUAGACAGUAGCCACAUUUUCGCCCAUUAGUAGUAGUUUCGACCCACAAUACGGUUCAUCAACAUGAGAUUGGGAAGGGAAACAUCUUGAUCAUUACUAUCCAUAAUA